Messenger RNA from Dothidotthia symphoricarpi CBS 119687, 1407 nucleotides. RefSeq lists its product as uncharacterized. Gene Ontology annotation, biological process: positive regulation of transcription by RNA polymerase II. Gene Ontology annotation, molecular function: DNA-binding transcription factor activity, RNA polymerase II-specific; transcription cis-regulatory region binding; zinc ion binding. The transcript has a single exon. The coding region runs from base 1 to 1407 and encodes 468 amino acids. Lineage: Eukaryota; Fungi; Ascomycota; Dothideomycetes; Pleosporales; Dothidotthiaceae. The record is from RefSeq and is a predicted model, not a curated record. Gene Ontology annotation, cellular component: nucleus.
AUGGCUGAGCUCAAGCCACGUCAACGAAAAUUCGCCCCACGUUCACGCACAGGAUGCCUUACUUGCCGCACAAGACGGAAACGAUGCGAACCCGAUUCUGCUCGACCGGACUGCUCCAACUGCAAACGCCUAAACCUAACAUGCGAAUGGCAGGCACAGCGCAAAGUUGUUGUUGUUGGACAAUCGUCUGAGUCCAGUUCACCCAGCCCAGAAAGCCAGGCCCCCGGGCAAUUGCAACCAUCUAUUGAUCCUUGGGAUGCAUUACCUGGAGAUGCAACGUCAGAAAGGAAGCACCUUCUCCAAUAUUAUGUGGAGGCAUUUGUGCCAAGCGUUUCUGUAGCAACAACUCCGACAAGCUUUUAUACAUCCUUGUAUAUGCCCUGGGCUUUCCAAAGCGAGGGAAUGCUGGACGCGAUUCUUGCCAUUACUUCUGCCCAACUUGCCCGAAGAAGCAUGGAUCAAAAUCGUGCGCAGAAUCUACGAGCUGUUUCGACUAGACAUGAGAGGAAGUGCUAUGCAUUCAUCCAGAACCGGGUUUCCCAAACUGGUGUGCCGAUUGCAGACACUUACCAAGUGGCUGCAGUCAUCCUUAUUCUGGUCGGUCUUGAAGCUCUUAAUGGUGUGAAGACUACCCGGUGGAUGUCGCAAAUCCAGUGUGUGCAGCGAAUCUUGAACACACUCACUCCAGAACAACAUCUCGUAGAUUGCUGGGAAGUCGACUCUCUUCGUCGCCAUUUCACAUAUCACUUUGUAUCGGCCUCUCUUAUGGCGCGAGUUUCGGGAUCUCCUUCUUUUUCAUCCUCCGCGGAGCAGGAACUGUCGCCGCUUCUAAGCCCCACAACUAUGCCGCUCACCGUAGAUCCUUUGAUGGGCAUAUCGUAUCAGCUCUGUAACCUGACCUCCCGGAUUCAGUACCUGAGCUCUUCAAAUCCUACCUACUUGGCAUCCUUCAAUGCUAUUGAGCAGGGCAUUCUGAACUGGACUUACGAAAGUCCUUUCACCUUGGGUAUUGAUCUCACAAUAGCGCUAGAUCUCGUUGCACUCGCUGAAGCCUACCGUCUUGCGGCAUUCAUUCAGUUGUACCGCACUUCCCCUACCCAUGCAGCGCUCAUCCCAACCUGUGCCUCGCGAGCAAUGGAGUUCAUUGUCAGGAUUCCAACCGGCAGUCCUGCCGAGUCGAGCUUAUUGUAUCCUAUAUUCCUGGUUGGUGCAGAGUUGGAAGACGAUACGGCACGUGAGACAUGUUCCAAGCGGUUGGAAGAUAUUCAAAAAAGAAACCGUUACGAGAAUGUGGCUGCCGCACAGAAAGUCCUAAAAGAGGUCUGGCGGCCCACUUUGAAAGGUGGAAAAAAGAGAAAUUGGGAAGAUGUUCUUAGGGAGUUGAAGUGGUCGUUCACUCUCGGAUAG